Messenger RNA from Gastrolobium bilobum, 3444 nucleotides. RefSeq lists its product as uncharacterized. Gene Ontology annotation, molecular function: nucleic acid binding. The coding region runs from base 1 to 3444 and encodes 1147 amino acids. The transcript has 3 exons. The record is from RefSeq and is a predicted model, not a curated record. Lineage: Eukaryota; Viridiplantae; Streptophyta; Magnoliopsida; Fabales; Fabaceae.
AUGACGCCGAACACAAGAACAGUGGUGAAUGCUGCAUCAGGAGGGUCCUUGAAGACAAAAACUCCAGAGGAAGCCUUGGAAUUACUAGAGUCUCUAGCCUCUCAGGAGUAUGAUAAUGCUCCCGCACCACAGAGAAGAGCGGGGAUUAUGAAGCUUGAUGGCUAUGAUGCCAUCUUGGCCCAGAAUGAUCAGAUCCUACAGUCUAAUAAGAAACAGCAACAACAAUUAGAUGCUCUCACAAAGCAAUUUUCUGAUUUUCAAGUUUCUUCUAAUACUUCAGUAGCUUAUGUUAAUACUUCUUCUAUUGUUUGUGAUAUUUGCGCAGGUGCUCAUACUACUGAUGACUGCAAGGCACCCGAAACUGCAGAUGUUAAUGGAAUUUGGCAUGAUCAGAAAGUUCCAUAUAAUCCAGGGAGGAACCAAUACGGCAAUAACCAGAAUCAAGGGUGGAGACAUAAAAACCAAAAUCAACACCCGAGAUUCAGUUAUAGUUCGAAUCAUCAGCUGAAUCCUCCUAUGCCAGUACCACAGCAACCUCCACAACAAUCAGAGUGGGAGAAGGCCUUUGCACAACUAUCCAAGACCACAUCAGACUACGUUCAAAGUACCAAUGCGUUCAGGGAAGACACUUCAACCUUUAUGCAAGAGACCAGGGCCUCAUUCCGGAAUCAAGAAGCCUCUAUCCGGAAUCUUGAAACUCAGAUUGGUCAAUUGUCAAGGCAGUUCAACGAAAGAACCCAAGGCACCUUCCCGAGUAAUACAGAUGUUAAUCCAAACGCACACUGCAAGGCCAUUACCACUAGAACUGGCAUUGUAAUUGAACCUGUGAUUAAGCCUUCAGUAGAGAAAAAGAAAGCUGAGGGACCUGCCAUUGAAGAAGAAAAAGAGAAGGAAGUUGACAAAGAGCCUGCUGCAGAGAAAGCUGUUCCUGAGAAGAAAGAGUUCAAAUGGGAGAAAAAGAAAGCUCAAGAAAGACAAGAAAAGCCAUUGGAGCUCUCACCUUAUGCAAAAAUUCCGUAUCCGCAGAGGUUCAGAGAGGAAAUAAAAAAGCAGCAGUAUUCGAAGUUCCUUGACAUCUUCAAAAAGCUACAAAUCAAUAUUCCAUUUGCUGAAGCCUUGGAGAACAUGCCGAAUUACGCAAAGUUCAUGAAAGAUCUUUUAUCGAAGAAACGUAAACUGAAAGAAUGUGAAACAGUGACGUUGACGGAAGAGUGUAGUAAUGAUGUGAAGCCAGUCAGACAACCACAGAGAAGAUUGAAUCCAACUAUGAAGGAAGUUGUGAGAAAAGAAGUCGUGAAGCUCUUGGAUGCUGGUAUGAUCUAUCCAAUUUCUGAUAGUGCAUGGGUGAGUCUGGUACAAAAAGUUCCAAAGAAAGGUGGGAUCACAGUGGUACGUAAUGAAAACAAUGAGUUGAUUCCUACAAGAACUAUUACCGGCUGGAGAAUGUGCGUCGACUACAGGAGACUUAAUGCCGCUACAAGAAAAGAUCAUUUCCCUCUACCAUUCUUAGAUCAAAUGUUGGAGAGGCUAGCGGGACAUUCAUUUUAUUGUUUCCUUGACGGCUAUUCCGGAUACAAUCAGAUAGCGGUUGCUCCAGAAGAUCAAGAGAAGACAGCCUUCACCUGUCCCUACGGUGUGUUUGCCUACAGACGUAUGCCCUUCGGGUUAUGCAAUGCACCCGCCACUUUUCAGAGGUGUAUGCUAUCCAUAUUCUCUGAUAUGAUUGAAAAUUUUAUUGAAAUAUUUAUGGAUGAUUUUUCUGUCUUCGGUUCAUCUUUUGAUGUUUGCCUCACUAACUUAGCUUGUGUUUUGCAGAGAUGCCAAGAGAGUAAUUUAGUACUCAACUGGGAAAAAUGCCACUUUAUGGUAAGAGAUGGAAUAGUCUUAGGCCAUAAAAUCUCUGAGAAGGGAAUUGAAGUUGAUAGAGCAAAGAUCUCACUUAUAGAAAAACUUCCCCCUCCCUCUAAUGUGCGUGGUGUGCGUAGUUUUCUUGGACAUGCAGGUUUCUAUCGGCGUUUCAUCAGAGAUUUCUCAAAGAUAGCCAAACCCCUCUGCAAAUUAUUGGCCAAAGAAGAAGAGUUCAACUUUGACAAUGAUUGUUUGAUUUCUUUUAAUCUUUUGAAAGAAAAAUUGACUACCGCACCUAUUAUCACUUCACCGAAUUUUGAAUUACCUUUUGAAUUAAUGUGUGAUGCUAGUGAUUAUGCUAUAGGUGCAGUCUUAGGUCAAAGAAAAGAUAAACUCUUGCAUGUUAUAUAUUAUGCUAGUAAAAUUCUAAAUGAAGCACAAUUAAAUUACACUACUACUGAGAAAGAAUUACUAGCUGUUAUAUAUGCUUUUGAUAAAUUUAGAACCUAUUUGCUAGGAUCUAAAGUUAUUGUGUAUACUGACCAUGCUGCCUUGAAAUACUUAUUGACUAAACAGGAUGCUAAGCCGAGACUACUUAGGUGGAUGCUUCUACUUCAAGAAUUUGAGAUAGAAAUCAGAGACAAGAAAGGAGUAGAGAACCGGGUAGCUGAUCAUCUCUCUAGACUUCAAGAGAAAGAACUUCAAGAUAGUUCAGAAUUGAUAAUCCGAGAUGAGUUUCCAGAUGAGCAAGUUCUCUCAGUCAGCACACUGCCAUGGUUUAUGAAUGAGCAAGCUCUUGCAGUAGACACCGCACCAUGGUUUGCAGACUUUGCAAAUUUCAAAGCAGCUGGGACAAUUCCUAAAGAUUUUUCAUGGCAACAACGGAAAAAGUUUCUCCGCGAUGUGAAAAGAUACUUGUGGGAUGAACCAUUCCUAUUCUACACAUGUUCUGACGGAGUCAUUAGAAGAUGCAUCCCUGAAGAAGAAACCAGUGGGCAAGUGGAAAUAUCAAACCGGGAACUAAAGCGUAUCCUUGAGAAAACAGUAGGAAGCUCCCGGAAAGAUUGGGCCCGCAAGCUAGAUGAUGCACUAUGGGCAUACCGGACCGCUUUCAAGACACCCAUUGGCAUGUCUCCGUUUCAAAUGUUGUUCGGGAAAGCUUGUCACUUGCCGGUAGAGAUGGAACACAAGGCUUUGUGGGCUGUCAAGUUCUUAAACUUUGAUACAAAAGCGGCAAGUGAAAAGAGGUUGUUACAACUGGAUGAGUUAGACGAAUUCAGAUUAUCAGCGUAUGAAAGUGCCAGCCUCUACAAAGAGAAAACCAAGAAGUGGCAUGACAGAAAAAUAUUGGGCAGAGACUUCAAGGUUGGACAACAAGUUCUGCUGUUUAAUUCACGGUUGAGACUCUUUCCGGGAAAGCUCAAGUCUAGAUGGUCAGGACCGUUUCUGGUGAAAGAAAUACGUCCUUAUGGUACAGUGGAAAUCAGUCCACUGGAUUCUGACAGAAGCUUCAAGGUGAAUGGACAACGAUUGAAACCAUACCUUGGAGGAGAAAUUGACAGAGGAACGGCUACCGUUGCUCUUGCAGAAACGUAA